UACAUACUAAUGAAAUCGAUCGGUACUUAUUUGCACCAUUAUAAUUUCGCUGAAGACGUAUGAAAAUUUUCAUAGAGGUGAAUGCUAACAUUUUCAAUAGAUUUACUUGAUGGAACUAGUACGAUGGAAAAUUUUACUGUUUCUGCCUAUAAAACAUUUUAUAUAGAAAUUCAAGGUACACAGAAUAUGGGCCUAAACGCAGCUGUACAAGCUUUAAAGAAAGCAGAGCCUUUAAAGGACAAAGUACAACGGUGCAGAGAUCUUCUAAAUGAUAGUGAUGCGUGGGUAUGCCAGCAACAGCUACAGAAGAUAUAUCAACAAGUUCUGAUAUUGGAUUUGGAAUAUGCUUUGGACCGGAAAGUUGAGCAGGAACUUUGGAAUCUAGGAUUUAAAAAUUAUAUAGCAACUUUACAAUCCCAGGCAAAGGAUAGGAAAAAUCCUAAACGUGGAGAAUCUCAAGCUUUACUUAGCUGGUGCUUGGAAGCUGCUAGUGGUUUUUAUUUGACAUUAUUACAAGAAAUUUGUACUGCAUUUGAUUUAGAUUUACCAUUUAGAAGGAAGGGUUACAUUUAUGGAUGUACAUCACCAUGGAAAGCUAUUGAAAAGUUAUCAGUGCCUCAUAAAUCUUCAUGUUUUUAUGCGUGCCAAUAUUGCCUUGUGCAUUUAGGGGAUAUUGCUCGUUAUAGAAAUGAAAGUAAACAAGCGGAGUUAUUCUACAGGCAUGCUGUAUCAUUGUCACCAUCCAGUGGACAACCAUACAAUCAAUUAGCCCUCCUUGAGGCAUCGCGCGGUAACAAAUUGGCAACUGUUUUUCAUUACACACGGUCUGUAGCUGUAAAACAUCCUUUCCCCGUUGCCACAACGAACUUGGCAAAAACAUUAUCGUCUGCUUUGAACGAUACAUCGCUGAAUAUAGAUGGAAAAACAAAAUUAUCUUCUCAAGAAUAUGUAGCAGUUUUUUUGAAACUUCAUGGCGUUAUCCACAAUCUUGGCGACUUAAAAGUUGCUUCAACAUAUGCGAAAUUAUUAACUGAGACAUUGACAGCCUUAGUUGCUACAGAAAGUUUUAGCUCUUGGAUGCUUGUUCAAAUGUUUGUGAUUAACUUGUAUGCCUUGGAACAUACAACGAGUGUUGUCAUGGGUAAUAAUGAACCGUUAAGACACGAACAAUUAACAUCUGAUGAGAAGAUUGCUCGUGAUUGUAUUUUGGAUCUCAUAGCUGGAAGCCUGUCUGCUUUAUUGUUACCUGUUUAUACAAUCAAAAAUUCUAUUAUUGAGUAUUUCGCUUUGCCUUCUAUAAAACUGUGCCUUGAUUGGAUUCAUACAAAACCCACAGUUUUGGAGGAACUAGCUUUUACAUCGAGACUUCAAAUUUGGCCCAGCUUAUGCGUAUUGUUGAACGCUUUGCAAAACUGUGUGGCCGAUUUCGCAUAUGAUCAAUAUAUUAAGGUACCACUGCCAGAGGAUCGUGACCUACAAGGAUUCUUACCGUUAGAGAAAAGUUUCGAAUGUUUAAAAUUUACGAGUACCGAUUUAGAAGAUAAUGUCGAGGCUUCCAAUAAACUGCGUGCAGUUCGUAUUCUUCGUUUAGGUCAUUGUUUAGCACAAUAUAAGGUCAAUGGUACUGCGUUAAUUGCUAUUACAUUAGGUGAAGAAAAGGGUGACAACAGGUUCAGUUCUAUGAGUGAAGGAAACGGUUUGAGUAAUGAAUUGAUGAAAGAAUUAGAAGAACUCAGUUUAAAUAGAGGAAGACAGUCUGCUGUAUCAACUAGUCCAGUUCUCUCAGAGUCUGCCAGCAGUAAAGGUUCUACUGACGUCGAUAUGUUGGAACAUGCCUUAGAUAAGAGGAUAGGUAUCUUGAAGCCUCAAGGUUCGUUAGAGCGAAGUAAAGACACGGUUUUGAUCACCUCUACGGAAUCCAGUACUUUUGAAACUAAUGUCCAACCUACUACAAGGAAACCAAGGCAAAACAUAGCGAUGCAAACGAUAAUGCGACGUGCUGAAACUGAACAAAAACAGGUUACGUUUAAAAAUUUGUCUCCAUUAAACGUAGAAGAGGAGAGUGAAAAAAAAUUUAAAUUGAGUGGAGCAUCAGUGAGUCCAGUAAAAGGUGUCCCUCCAGGUGGGAGUAAAAAUAUGGUUGUUGGAGAAAUAUCAAAGGCGAACAAUGUUUCAAACGCGAUUGCGAAUACACCAAUCACCGUUCAAAGUCGAUUACCGUUGAUGCCUUCUGCUACAUCUACUGUGCAAAGCCCAAUCAUUACCACUCAAAAUCAAGUAAAAACCACAAAAUUACAGCACGCUGUCUCAGCACCACAAUCUUCUCAAAUUAACCAUCUUUCUGUAAAAGAACAACAAGCGUCCGGGAUUUCGACUCCAAUAUCUGGAAUAUCUCAAUGUGUAGGGACUAUUUGUUAUCAAAAUCCAACAUUUAAUGUUCAGAAUCCACAAUUUACGAAAAAUUAUGUCACGAAUCAUGUUGGAAAUUUAUCGAGUUAUCCGAUUCAAGGACAUUUUACUAGUUCAGUACAACAAUCGAUGCAAUCACAGAGUAUAGGUUUACAAUAUACAUCCAGUCAAAAUAGGUCUAUGCAUCAGAGAGCACAGACUCAUAACAUACCUCAGAAUACAUUGUUGCAUCAAAAUCUUGGAAUACUGUCUUCAGCUCAGCCGAGUAAUGUUAUACCAAAUGCUUCACAAAAUAUUAAUUCCCAACAAAGUAGAAAUAUUGGCGUGCAGCAAAAUCGUAGUUUGAAUACUCAACAGAACCACAACUUGAAUGUGCAACAACAGAAUGUUAUGAAAACUAGUCUUAGACCAAGCACAAUAUCUUUACAUAAUCAAGGUUCAUUACCUAAUUCAACUAUUGCAAAUGUUUCUACUUUGUCAACAUUAAAUACAUAUCAAAAGAAACUUCAUCACGCUGCUCCUGUUAUACCAAAUGCAUCAAAUGUACCAAGCAAUUCGCUAAAUCCGACAACUACGCCCAAUUUUCAAUAUAAUUUUAAUCAGAAUGAUUUUAAUCAGAAUACCUUUGGUCAAGUACCACAAAAGCAAUUGUCGUCCGUGUACAAUAAGAAUUCGGAUGUUUUGGAAUUUUCGUUACCAAAUCAUUUAGGUAUGUCAAAAAAUCAGUCUCAGUCCACAACUAAUUAUCCGCUUUUCCAAAACUAUGAAACCACAAAUUUCAAUCUGUGGAAAGACACUCAACAGUCACAACAUUCUAUACCUUGCUGGGGUUCAACUAGCAGAAGUAUGCAAUUACAUAGUGAAGAUACGUCUGUCAUUGAAAACUAUCAUAAUUGGGAAGACUCCUCUAAUCCUGGAAACAUAAUGUCACAAAUUCCAUUGAGAACUUCAAAUAGUUAUCCAUCAGAUUCUCAACAAACCAAGCAUUUUGGUACUGGAAGUAAUUUCGAAAGUUCUAGAUCUUUAGAGGUAGAUAGCAAAUCAAAUCAAUCAAUCAGCACAGGAAACACGUAUUCUCUAUUUAGCAGUAACAAUGCAUGGGGGUCUAAUGUACAAAGUUGUAAUGUGUCAAAUCAAGAUCAAACAAAAACUCGGCUUAAUCAACAGUCUUUAUGGUUUGGACCUGGACCAUCUCCCUUGGAACGGCUUUUGGAACAGCAAAAAUCAUUACGUGAAGGAGGUACCUGAAGGAAAGCAAUAUAAGAUAAUGUCGAAGUAUAUUGAAAAAAGAUAUAUCCAAAUUUUGGAUUCAAUUAACCAAGGGGAUUUAGCAAAACGUAUCAUAAUAAAUUCCAUCGAUCGUUUGACGGAACUGUUAAAUUUGUUACAAAGCAACAGCUAGUGAAAAGUUUCGUAGGCGUUUAGGUGUUCGUUGUGUAAAGCGAACAACACAUACGUCCAAGGCGUUAUGAAACACGCUAUAUAAAAAUGCAUAGAUGUUAAUUACUUACAUUAAUUGUUGCGCGCAUAAUAGUAAACGAAGUUAUUCUGGUAGUGGAUAUUGCGCGAUGGAGUUUAAAAAACAAAAAAUGGGGAAACAAAGAAAAAAGAGG
Messenger RNA from Bombus impatiens (common eastern bumble bee), 4022 nucleotides. Its product is annotated as protein SMG7. The transcript is spliced from 6 exons. Gene Ontology annotation, molecular function: telomerase RNA binding; telomeric repeat DNA binding; protein binding. The record is from RefSeq and is a predicted model, not a curated record. Gene Ontology annotation, cellular component: telomerase holoenzyme complex. Bases 82 to 3657 code for a protein of 1191 amino acids. Gene Ontology annotation, biological process: nuclear-transcribed mRNA catabolic process, nonsense-mediated decay. Lineage: Eukaryota; Metazoa; Arthropoda; Insecta; Hymenoptera; Apidae.